Molecule: messenger RNA, 661 nt
Organism: Penaeus vannamei (Pacific white shrimp)
Lineage: Eukaryota; Metazoa; Arthropoda; Malacostraca; Decapoda; Penaeidae
Source: RefSeq, a predicted model, not a curated record
AUGGUUAAAGAAGUACCUGUCAAUUCCCUGGUUGUAGUGACCAUCACCAUCGACCUUCCUUACCUCAUUAGCUUCGGGGAUGGAGGGGGAGAAUUCGAGAGGGACUCGUCCAAUACCUCGGCCUCGAAUAUAUACUUCCUUGAGGGUACUUACCUCAUAACUGUGACGGAGCCUUGGUCUGGAGGGAAAGCAGCGUUGACUGUGGUGGUGGUUGGCCUACAAAAUAAACUGCGUCUGGAGUGCCCCAGUCUCGUUCUCACAGGCAUCCCCUUUACGUGCUCCUUCGAUUCCCUGUACGGUUCCUUCCCCAUCGUGCAGCUGUGGACCGACGAGACAAACGAUUUCUAUAAUUAUACGGUUCCUGACCUCGAAUCGCGAAUAUACGGACACAGCUGGCCCUCCCCGCACUACCCGACCUCCUCCAACCCUCCGGUCACAUCCAUCGAUGGGUCCGACUGCUCGGUCCGGGUCAUGGACACCCAGGCGGUGGGGGAAGACGAGUACCUGGCGGCUCUCCACAGCAAGGCCAACGGAGGAAAAUUUGAUAUCAGGUCAGUGUACGAGUCGUGCUCACCAGCCUGUCCUAGCAACGGCUUCCGAAAAUGUACAACAUCCCAGCAUCUGUGUUCUGAUGCUUGUGUGGCCGUGGAUACCUGUCCAG